Condylura cristata (star-nosed mole) is the source of this 3178-nucleotide messenger RNA. It is a transcript of the gene PRKAR1A, whose product is annotated as protein kinase, cAMP-dependent, regulatory, type I, alpha. The transcript is spliced from 11 exons. Gene Ontology annotation, cellular component: cAMP-dependent protein kinase complex. Gene Ontology annotation, molecular function: cAMP-dependent protein kinase regulator activity. Gene Ontology annotation, biological process: regulation of protein phosphorylation. The record is from RefSeq and is a predicted model, not a curated record. The coding region runs from base 127 to 1272 and encodes 381 amino acids. NCBI's taxonomy places the organism in Eukaryota, Metazoa, Chordata, Mammalia, Eulipotyphla, Talpidae.
GGGUGAGAAAGGGGAGGAGAGAGGCGCGGACGCGAGAAGGCGCUCCCGACAGCGGCGCGGAGAGGGAGCGGCGAGCCGAAGGCGGGGGACCAGGAGCCGGCAGGCGUCCAUCGCGGAGCAGAGACCAUGGCGUCUGGCAGCAGCGCCGCCUGUGAGGAGGAGCGCAGCCUCCGCGAGUGCGAGCUCUAUGUCCAGAAGCACAACAUCCAGGCGCUGCUCAAAGACUCUAUCGUGCAGCUGUGCACUGCCCGGCCCGAGAGGCCCAUGGCCUUCCUCAGGGAGUACUUUGAGAGACUGGAGAAGGAGGAGGCAAAACAAAUUCAGAAUCUGCAGAAAGCAAGCAGUCGUGCUGACUCCAGGGAGGAUGAGAUUUCUCCUCCUCCUCCCAACCCUGUGGUUAAGGGCCGGAGGCGACGGGGUGCUAUCAGCGCGGAAGUCUACACGGAGGAGGAUGCGGCGUCCUACGUCAGAAAGGUUAUACCGAAAGAUUAUAAGACAAUGGCUGCUUUAGCCAAAGCCAUUGAAAAGAAUGUGCUGUUUUCACAUCUGGAUGAUAAUGAGAGAAGUGACAUUUUUGAUGCCAUGUUCCCGGUUUCCUUUAUUGCUGGAGAGACAGUUAUUCAGCAAGGUGAUGAAGGGGAUAACUUCUAUGUGAUCGAUCAAGGAGAGAUGGAUGUCUAUGUCAACAAUGAGUGGGCCACCAGUGUUGGCGAAGGAGGGAGCUUUGGCGAACUGGCUUUGAUUUAUGGAACACCGAGAGCAGCCACUGUCAAAGCAAAGACCAAUGUGAAGUUGUGGGGCAUCGACCGUGACAGCUAUAGAAGAAUCCUCAUGGGAAGCACACUGAGAAAGCGGAAGAUGUAUGAGGAGUUCCUCAGUAAAGUGUCUAUUCUAGAAUCUUUGGACAAAUGGGAACGUCUCACUGUAGCGGAUGCAUUGGAACCAGUCCAGUUUGAGGAUGGGCAGAAGAUUGUGGUGCAGGGAGAACCAGGGGAUGAGUUCUUCAUAAUUUUAGAGGGUUCUGCUGCUGUGCUACAGCGUCGGUCAGAAAAUGAAGAGUUUGUGGAAGUGGGAAGAUUGGGGCCUUCUGAUUACUUUGGUGAAAUCGCCCUGCUGAUGAACCGCCCUCGUGCCGCCACGGUGGUUGCGCGUGGCCCUUUGAAGUGUGUCAAGCUGGACCGACCUAGGUUCGAACGUGUUCUCGGCCCGUGUUCAGAUAUCCUCAAACGGAACAUCCAGCAGUACAACAGUUUCGUGUCACUGUCUGUCUGAACCCGCCUCUCUCCUGUCCCCGUCCGUGCUUCAUCCGCAGACUGCUUUAUUUUCCCUACUGACAGCACCACGUGGCCGCUGGCAUCGCAGCUUCCUGUCUGUUUAUAUUAAAAGUUGCUUUCAUUGCACCGUUUUUAAUUUGGAGCAUUACGUGAGUGCUCUAACAGUUAAUAAAUAGAGAGAGUUCUAUGGAGACUGCUGUUACUGCUUCUCUUUGUGCAGUGUUAGUUCUCACCUGGGCAUGGCCCUCACCACGCUUCCUGGUGUGGCAGACCCCUGCGCCAGGUGAGUUACGUAGAGUGAUGCUGUAACCUUGCAAGAAUUUUUUAAGUGACAUUACUUUCCACUUAUCAUAAGUGUAUUUUAGACUGUGGCCAUAUAAGCUGUAUUUCUUUCUAGAGUAAAUGAUUUCUCGUUAAGCUCUAAGGAUUAGGAAAAAUGGACAUAGAAAAAUCUUAGUGUGUAGAAAGACAUCCGCCUCUAUUUAAAGUAGAUUAAGGCCCAUUUUUGCUAAUUAUCAGAUGGAUAUAGUCGGUUCACUUUUUUCUUUUUAACCAGAGUUUUUUGGUCAGUCUAUUUGCCUGGUUUCUUUAGCUCUGGUUACUGAUGUUUUCAAGUCAAAAAUAUCUUUAGGUGGGACUGUCUCUAACUGCUUUGAAAUUUUGAAACCAAAUCGUAGGCUGCAAAUACGGAGUUCUGCUUUAACUACAUCUGCCUCAGAUCAAAUUCUGAUUAGACUUUUAUCCAACAGUGCCAAAUACUGAUCAUCAGAUGCUGAAUUGAGAGCGAAUUUGAGGUCUACGCUUUGGGCUGAGAGCUCAGACCUUUUGGUCGGUGCUCAGCUUCGCUUGAGUCCAGCUAAUCUGCUCAGUAGCACCGACUCGGGUGGAUAGGACAGGUGGGACACUUGUCUGGCAGGAGGCGAUGUUGCUGGAAGGAGAGCGAGCUGCUGACGGCAGGGUGUCAGGGCUGGGGGGCGCGCGGAGCCCGGUGUGACGGGCUGCGCCGCCAGGCUGCGUGGGGCGUGAGAGUUGCAAAUACGUUUUCACUUUGAUUUAUCCUAUUUCUCUCCCUUUUCCAUCAGCUAGAUUUGGGGGGGUUGGGGUGGGGGAGGAUGUGUCUGUGCUGUUUCACACGGUCUGAAAGGCCACCCGCUGAAGUGUGCUGCUGUCCUCGCUGGCUGUCCUCCUCUGGCUAGCUUUUUUGUUUCUGAAAGUCAGCUUGUGUUUUGAGUCUUACUGUAUCUCAGUAUUUUCCAGCCUUAUCAACCUUCUGUGUUACAUUAUUUCAUGUGCUCCAGUGACACCCAGCUGGUCAUUUUUAUCAUUUUUUAACAAGUUUCACAGUUCUGUAAUGUAGACACUUUUAUUUUCAUGGUGGUUUAUAUAUGAUGCAGGGUUGUAUCGGGGCGACCGGCACAUUUCCCAUCUGUCUGUCAGCCGCCCUUGUUGCUGAUAUCCCAGGCCCUGUAAGUUGGUCAUGAUGUUUUCCAUAGUUUUGAGUUGUUUUUAGGUUACUAAGUUUGGAGUAUCAAUCUGGAAAGAGAUCUUACAUUUUAGUGCGGGAUAGAAAGUCGCCCUAUUCCAAAUUUUUUAUUUUUCAAAAUCUACAUGAAAUGAGGGUUUUUCUGCUCUGUAUCCUUGUGUUUAGCUACUUUUUUAUAUUUAAAAAUUAAAAAUAAAAUUUUUGUUCUUACUAGCUUAAAGCUUGAUUUGAUCUUUGUUUAAAUGCCAAAACUACUUAAAUGAGUUUAGAAUGCCAUACAUUUGCACUAUUUCGUAUAUGUAUAUAAUCAUGUUCAUGUAUAUUUAAUACGUACAUUGCUUUCUAAAUGAGCUUCGCUCUCCAGUCACUUGGCUUGCUGUUUACUCCCUUUUGUAGUUUUCGAUCCAAGAAAUUUUCAGUC